Pongo pygmaeus (Bornean orangutan) is the source of this 2363-nucleotide messenger RNA. It is a transcript of the gene ADRM1, whose product is annotated as ADRM1 26S proteasome ubiquitin receptor. NCBI's taxonomy places the organism in Eukaryota, Metazoa, Chordata, Mammalia, Primates, Hominidae. Bases 1043 to 2266 code for a protein of 407 amino acids. The record is from RefSeq and is a predicted model, not a curated record. Gene Ontology annotation, molecular function: endopeptidase activator activity; proteasome binding. Gene Ontology annotation, cellular component: nucleus; cytoplasm; proteasome regulatory particle, lid subcomplex. The transcript has 10 exons.
AGCAGCCGGCUGGGGCGCCACAAACGCUGUUGUCUUCGCUUUAGUUUGUGUCAAAGUGACUCAAAGUCACACAACACUGGCGGGCGACUGCCGCCUUUUUACCCUGUGGUCUUUCCCAUCCAGGCGUCCAGAGGGUGAGCCCCUGCCCUCCAGGACCCCUCCCUUCCAGGACCCCACCCGUCUGGGACUCAGGCCUUCCCUGACUCCUCCCUCCCGGACUCACCCCUCCCAGAUCCCUCCCCUCCGGGACCCUUUUCCCUCCCGGGCCCCCUCCCCUCCGGGAACCCCUCCCCUCCCGGACUCACCCCUCCCAGAUCCCUCCCCACCAGGACCCCUCCCGUCUCGGGACCCCUCUCCUCCGAGACCCCAUCCCUCCCUGACCCCUGCCCUCCCGGACCCCUGCGGGACUAGAUGUAUACAGCUGAGACCAUAUCACGGUUCUCACCCCUGCUCUACCCUCCCGAACCCCUGCUCUCCCGGACGCGUGGACUCCAGCUCCUGCCUGGGCCCCCAAAGCGCCGAACCCAUGGUCACUUCUAUGCGUAGCCCUGGUGCCCGCCGCCCAGAGCCGGACCGCACUCCUCGGCCCCCGCCUAACCCCUGGCUCAGCCACACGAGUGACAGCUCUGCCCGCCCGGGCUGGCGACGCCGAGGGGUGGGCUCGGCCCCACCUGAGCAGGUCCCCAGCGCCCCUCUGAAACCCGCCUGUGGUCCCUGGCGCCGCCUCUAGGGGCCGCCGCCGCUCCCCUAUGACACAGCAACAAUAGGGGCCGCUCUGGUCCAAGCGCCCCGCGGCCCGCGCUUCCGCCGGAAAAGAGCCGCCGGCGCGGGGGCGGACCGGGGAGGAGCGAGUGCGAUGGACGGUCGCCCUUGCCAAUCGUUAGCAGGUUAGGGCCGGCAACGCGGCCUACGGGGCCCAAUUGGCGGCGAGAGCGGCAGGCGGGGCGGGCUGAGCGCGGGCUUCCGGCGGGGCCCGGCAGGCGCCGAGGAGGAAGAGCGAGCCCGGACGGCGCCUCUCGAACGAGUGUGGGCGCGAGGCAGGAUGACGACCUCAGGCGCGCUCUUUCCAAGCCUGGUGCCAGGCUCUCGGGGCGCCUCCAACAAGUACUUGGUGGAGUUUCGGGCGGGAAAGAUGUCCCUGAAGGGGACCACCGUGACUCCGGAUAAGCGGAAAGGGCUGGUGUACAUUCAGCAGACGGACGACUCGCUUAUUCACUUCUGCUGGAAGGACAGGACGUCCGGGAACGUGGAAGACGACUUGAUCAUCUUCCCUGACGACUGUGAGUUCAAGCGGGUGCCGCAGUGCCCCAGCGGGAGGGUCUACGUGCUGAAGUUCAAGGCAGGGUCCAAGCGGCUUUUCUUCUGGAUGCAGGAACCCAAGACAGACCAGGAUGAGGAGCACUGCCGGAAAGUCAACGAGUAUCUGAACAACCCCCCAAUGCCUGGGGCGCUGGGGGCCAGUGGGAGCAGCGGCCACGAGCUCUCUGCACUAGGCGGUGAGGGUGGCCUGCAGAGCCUGCUGGGAAACAUGAGCCACAGCCAGCUCAUGCAGCUCAUCGGACCAGCCGGCCUCGGAGGACUGGGUGGGCUGGGGGCCCUGACUGGACCUGGCCUGGCCAGCUUACUGGGGAGCAGCGGGCCUCCAGGGAGCAGCUCCUCCUCCAGCUCCCGGAGCCAGUCGGCAGCGGUCACCCCGUCAUCCACCACCUCUUCCACCCGUGCCACCCCAGCCCCUUCUGCUCCAGCAGCUGCCUCAGCAACUAGCCCGAGCCCCGCGCCCAGUUCUGGGAAUGGAGCCAGCACAGCAGCCAGCCCGACCCAGCCCAUCCAGCUGAGCGACCUCCAGAGCAUCCUGGCCACGAUGAACGUACCAGCCGGGCCAGCAGGCGGCCAGCAAGUGGACCUGGCCAGUGUGCUGACGCCGGAGAUAAUGGCUCCCAUCCUCGCCAACGCGGACGUCCAGGAGCGCCUGCUUCCCUACUUGCCAUCUGGGGAGUCACUGCCGCAGACCGCGGAUGAGAUCCAGAAUACCCUGACCUCGCCCCAGUUCCAGCAGGCCCUGGGCAUGUUCAGCGCAGCCUUGGCCUCGGGGCAGCUGGGCCCCCUCAUGUGCCAGUUCGGUCUGCCUGCAGAGGCCGUGGAGGCCGCCAACAAGGGCGAUGUGGAAGCGUUUGCCAAAGCCAUGCAGAACAACGCCAAGCCCGAGCAGAAAGAAGGCGACACGAAGGACAAGAAGGACGAAGAGGAGGACAUGAGCCUGGACUGAGCCAUGCGCCGUCCUCUGAGGAACUGGGCGCUUGCAGUGCGUUGCACACCCUCACUUCCCACCCACUGAUAAUAAAGUCUUUUCUUUUACCUGCCAA